Drosophila teissieri is the source of this 2143-nucleotide messenger RNA. RefSeq lists its product as uncharacterized. The transcript is spliced from 5 exons. The record is from RefSeq and is a predicted model, not a curated record. Bases 384 to 1784 code for a protein of 466 amino acids. NCBI's taxonomy places the organism in Eukaryota, Metazoa, Arthropoda, Insecta, Diptera, Drosophilidae.
CGCUCAGUUUGUCAUUUGCACGCGCUUACGCCGGUUGGCCGCCCAACAAAAACAAGCCGUUGUAGUGGAGAAACCGCCGGAGCGCUCGCGUGUUUUUAGUUUUAGCAGCUAAUAGAAAUAAAUGCGACUAUUUACUUGGGCAAUUUGCGACUAAGAUAAGGAACACCUUCAAAGAUAAGGCCGGAGCGAAACGGGCUACAAUCAGCACUUCCACGGAACGCUUACGGCGGAGAGCAGUGCUCGGCGGAGCGGAUGGUAAACACAACUGGAAAAUGAACAAAGAGUGGGCCGGAGAAUAGAGAAGGCGAACAGUGUGAGGGCGCGCAAAAGGCAGCAGUUAAUAUGAGUGAAUAAUUGGCCACAGGCGGACCAGUCGACCAAUCAUGCGGAAUAUCAGAAAUCUCAAGGAUCCGACGACAUGGACGCGCAUCCUGCUGCCGUUCCUCGCCUGCCUACUCCUCGCUGUCCAGGCGGAUCAGGCGGACCUGGCGAAGGUCACCUGCGGGGAGUACGGCAAUACCAUCACCUGCGACUGCAACAACUCCGACCAGCCCAUGGCUUUGCCGAUUUUGCGUGGAAAUGUCUACAUGAUUGAGAUUCGCAAUUGCCGCGAUCUUCUGGUGGAGGCCAAUCGACUGGCGGACACGAUGGGUCUGCGCAAAGUGCUCUUCCGCCAGGUGGGUCAGCUGGUGCUCCGCGAGCACGCGCUCAGUGUGCCGCGAUAUGCCAGCAACAAGGCACUGAUCGUGGAGUUCGAGCAGACGGGCCUCAAGCUGAUCGAAUCGCAUGCCAUCAACGGCAACAUCGAGGAGAUCUCAUUCGUGGGCGGGCGGAUUGAGCUGAUGAAGCCAUUCGGGUUCACCACCACCAAGGAUAGUGCCAUACUGCUCAAGCUGGACGGGGUCACCAUUCAGCGCAUCGAGAGUCAAGCCUUCAAGAAAUUCGCCGUGGAGCAGAUGAGCAUCGCCAACUGCCAAUUCCUGGGCGAUCUGCCCACGCGCGCCUUCUACGAGCUGGAGGUCACCAACGAGCUGAGUCUGCGGAGUAAUCAGUUCCAGGAGGUCCACUCCCAUGCCUUCUCCUUCAAGCUUGUCUCCAAGUUAAGCCUGAGUGAUAACCAUUUCCUAUCCGUGGAUGGUGAGUGGUUGGAGGCACAAAUCCGGGAUGCGGUGACAAUACGAGGUAACGAUUUCGGGGCCACCAGUGAGAUCGCCUUCCGCAGCCUCGCCGUCCAUCGUUCGUAUCAGUUGAGCGAGCGCCUGGAGCUGCGCUUCCACAACAACAGCCUGCGCAGCUCACGACCAGGUGCCGAUCCUCGGAUAGAUGGCACCGCUGAGCAGGUGGCACCACAACCCCUCCGAUUCGACAAUAGCUUCGCGCUUAACGUACGCGAUCUGCGCUAUGAUAACGCCUGGAGCUGUGAGCAGCUGGACAGGAAUGUGGAGCCACCAUUGCCGCGAGCGGAGUUCUUUCGACUGCACAGCGAUCAGCUGAUGUUCCAUCCGCCCGAUAUGGGCGGACCAAGCCAAACCCAGCCGUAUACCCCGCUGCGAUCGCUGAUCACCGAUGAGUGCCGGGAGCGCAGCUAUAUGGCCUACAUUAUAUCGGGAAGUGUUCUUCUGGGACUGCUGCUGCUCCUCCUGAUCCUCUUGCUGUGGUGGCGAGUGGUGCAAAAGCGGCGACGUCGCAAGCUGGACGUAGUGCAGCCGGAGCCGCGCACCUACAAGGAAACCCAGAUCGUAUACCAAAUCGAGAACGCCGGCCUGCUAAAGACUGAUUUGUAGACGCCAAGGAAAGACACAUAUAGCACAGAGGCCACAGAGCAUCUACCCACAAGAGACAUAGAGCUGAAUGAAGCUAGAGGAGCGGUGGGCGGUGGAGUGGUUGGAGCACCAUUGCCACCAUUAUCACCACCGAUCAUACGGAACCACCAAUGCGUGACCUUUCGCUGUACCAAAACCAUAGCCUACAGUUAGUCGUAAUAUAUAUAUCUUAAUCUAAUUAUUCAUAACUCGCAAAGUUCGUCAGUUGUAAGUGGCCCAUGUAAAUAGUCGCAUGUAGGCUGGGAUCUUGCCCAGAAAUAUCCAGGUGGGUUAGCCAUAUCCCACCAAGUACGUAUAUGGAAUAAAUCUAUAUAAAGCUA